UUUUAUGGUUGAAUGGGAGGAGUCGUAAUCUAAAAUGGCCGCCGCCACUAACAACAACUGCCAGAUAUUGAAUAUUCUCUCCGAUAUUUUUCUUCGUCAGACCAUGACUCAAAAAACAUAUUGGACGUUUGUGAUUAUUCUUAUUACAACUUGUCGAUCUUUUGCCGACGAUGAUAAUCAUGAAAUGGAAGAGUUUCUGAAAAGGGAGCAUUCAUUGUCAAAACCCUAUCAAGGUGUGGGGUCGUCCAGCUCCUCCCAUUGGGAAUUGAUGGGCGAUGCCAUGGUAACCACAGAGCAGGUGCGCCUCACAACAGACAUGCAGAGCAAGCAGGGGGCAGUGUGGAGCCGCAUUCCCUGUCACCUAAGGGACUGGGAGUUACAAGUGCACUUUAAGAUUCAUGGCCAAGGCAAGAAGAAUCUGAAUGGGGAUGGACUGGCAAUUUGGUACACCAAGGAGCGCAUGCAGAAAGGUCCUGUGUUUGGGAAUCAGGACCUUUUCACAGGGCUGGGUGUAUUUGUGGACACGUACCCCAAUGAGGAAAAACACCUUGAGGCACAGAAGACGAGGUACACCACACGCACACAGAGGAUCUUCCCCUUUGUGUUGGCCAUGGUGGGGAACGGAAGCAUUAGUUACGACCACGAACGAGACGGGCGUCCCACUGAGCUGGGCGGCUGCAACGCCAUGGUGCGCAACCUCAACCACGACACCUUCAUCUUCAUCAGAUAUGUCCGUCGCAGGCUCACGAUUAUGAUUGACAUUGAUGGGCAGCAUGAAUGGAGGGACUGCCUGGACAUACCGGGGGUACGGCUGCCCCAGGGCUACUACUUUGGAGCCUCGGCCGUCACUGGAGAUCUCUCUGACAAUCAUGAUGUGGUCUCCCUGAAACUGUACCAGCUGACUGUGUUACGCAGUGAGACAGAGGAAAAGGAGGAGGAAGAUGAGAUCUCUCUACCCAGUGUAGAUAACAUGGACCUACUAAAGAUGGGUGAGAAUGAAGAAGGGUGGAGUAGUAUUGCUAUGUUCUUCACCAUCCUCUUCUCCAUGCUGGGCUGUUUCCUGCUCAUCGUGGUCGGCCUCAUCGUCUACAGCCACUGGAACGAGAACAGACGCAAACGCUUCUACUGAGACGGAGAGAGGGGGAAAAAGAGCGGGAGGGAGGCCUCCCAUCAUAACCACUACUGUAGUCUGACGACAACUGCACUGAGACACUGAAAUGACUGGCAAGAUGGAGACAAUGUAACUGACCUCCUAAUGUAGACCAAUAUGCUUGAUGGACAGAGGUACCAUUGGGACAACACUAGUGAAUCCUGGGAAAGACUGAGCAGCGGUGAAUGCAUUUCAACUACAGUAGCCAACCACACUGACCCCUGCCAUGAGUAGACAUACAGAAAGUUUGUCUGUCCCCACCCCUACUCUCACCAACCAGGCCUUACUCUACACAAAUAUAGAGAGCAUAUUAUUAUUAUUAUUAUUAUGUGCUUACUGUGUGAAAAUGACCUCCGUGUUGUCAGACAGUGCCAUUGAUGGUUAAUAGUUUGGUUGUCUUUUUAAGGGUCUGGGGAGAUGGAUUUAUACUCAGUUUUAGGGUUUUGAAUGUCAGAGACAAAGUAACCGAUGUGUUCUAACUCCACAUGACCAGGUCCCAUCAGCGCUUGAUCCGUCACACCAAAGAUGUUUUCAAUGGCCUAUCUGGCAAUUGAUCCGUCGCUUUUCUGCUUCGCUCUAGAAACAGCAUCAUGUCAUAUUUGCCUCUAUGGUGCUUGCAAUCAAUGUAAGUCUUUGUGCAUUUCAAUUGAUUCAGACGGUUUCAAUGAAUUCUCAUACUCAAUUUUAUUAGUUUGAAAAAUGUAUGGUUGCAGAGAAUAGGCUUUUGUUGUCAAACUGAAUCUACAGUAGAAUGCAUGAAGGUGCUAGACUAGUCAUUCUUUUACCACUAUUUAUGUUAAGAUUGAUUAGGUCGUUUUUCUUUUCUGUAUAUGAAAUGAAAAGGUGACCAAUCCCUC
Molecule: messenger RNA, 2007 nt
Organism: Oncorhynchus keta (chum salmon)
Lineage: Eukaryota; Metazoa; Chordata; Actinopteri; Salmoniformes; Salmonidae
Product: VIP36-like protein
Exons: 9
Coding region: 35-1129 (364 amino acids)
Biological process (GO): endoplasmic reticulum organization; Golgi organization; endoplasmic reticulum to Golgi vesicle-mediated transport
Cellular component (GO): COPII-coated ER to Golgi transport vesicle; endoplasmic reticulum membrane; Golgi membrane
Molecular function (GO): D-mannose binding
Source: RefSeq, a predicted model, not a curated record